ACUCUUGAUUCGAUGGAGCUAUUUUGAAACUUGUGCCUUUAGUUCAGUUUUGGAUUUUGGAGUAAUGUCCAUCCCAGGAAUAGGAGAAAUUACUUCCGACACUUCGUUUCUAACAAAAGUGGUGGAUGAAUACGUAGUUGGAUCGUCAUGGACUCAGGAAUAUUCAAAAAAUGAUGUUAAAAUAUGGUCUAAGUGCUCAGACAAUAACGGGAUCAAGGCUUUUAAAGCCUCUGCACUUUUCAAAGGUGUAUCUGGACCUGCAUUAUUUGAUUGUCUUAUGGAUUCACAAUAUCGAAAGCAAUGGGACAAGGCUAUGAUUGAGGGUUAUGAGUUGUGUCAAGUGAACAGCCAGAGUGAUAUAGGAUAUUAUUCUCUUCGUUCUCCACCUGGUUUACGGAACAGAGACUUCGUUCUACAGAGGACAUGGGCGAAAUUCGAAAAUGAAUAUGUGAUAGCAUCCCAUUCUGUGUUUCACAAAGGCCUCCCUGUAAGAAAACAAUUUAUCCGUGCAUUGUCCCACAUAAAUGCAUAUAUUAUCCGCAUCCUUAGUCCAGAUUCCUGUGAAAUGACAUAUGUUACACAUUGUGAUCCUCGUGGUAAAAUACCAAUCUGGGUUAUCAAUAAGGCAACACAAUUUAUGGCGCCUAAAGCAAUCCAGCUAUUAUAUAAAGCAUGCAGUAAAUAUGAUGCAUGGAAACAAUCAAAUAAUCCAGAUCAGAAACCAUGGUUAUAUUCAAAUCAAAGUAUCCUGCCCAACCUGUGUUGGGAUGAUGUUGAACAGACAGCCAACUUAGGACCAGUUGACGAUGAUGCCAGUGCUACUGGUGGAGGUGAUGCCAGUGGUCAAUUAACACCGCUUGAUGAUGAACGUAGUGUCUUUGAACGAAAUGAUAGUUUCAAUGACUCUGAAGAAUUCCAACCAAUGCCGGUGAUGGUCGUAGAUGACGACAAUCAUCAAAUGCAAUCAUGUGUUGUCCCCCAGUCCCAGACAACAGCAACAACAACAGCUGCAACAGCGCUGACAACUGUAUCAGAUUCCGGUUAAAAUAUUGUAAAAUAGACAAAUAAAUAAAUAAAUAUACAUAUUGUUGUUCAAGAGACAAGAACAGCUGUCCUUGCCCCCCCCCUUGCCCCGGCCUAACGGGGAAUAAAUCAAUGUUAAUAUUUCCUUUUCCCUAGUUUUUCCCCUUGUGUUAAUUUUUUCUUCCCUGGUGUAUGAUUUUCUUCUUCCUGUGGGUUGGACCACUAGCAGAUAAAAUGUGUGCCAUGUAAAGGAUGAUUGUCACUUUGUGAU
Molecule: messenger RNA, 1294 nt
Organism: Trichobilharzia szidati
Lineage: Eukaryota; Metazoa; Platyhelminthes; Trematoda; Strigeidida; Schistosomatidae
Source: the annotation of a GenBank genome assembly